UGGGCAUGGAUCACGUCAGGGUCCAUCCUAAGUUUCUGCAUUCAAAUGCGACCAGCCAUAAAUGGGCUCUGGGAGCUUUUGCGGAGCUUCUAGAUAAUUCUCUAGACGAGGUCUGUAAUGGAGCUACAUAUGUUCUCGUAGAUGUGCUGGGAAACAAGAAAGAUGGUACUAAAAUGUUGCUAGUAGAAGAUAAUGGUGGUGGAAUGACUCCUGAUAAAAUGAGGCAGUGCAUGUCUCUGGGCUAUUCUGCAAAAAGCAAAAUUGCCAACACCAUUGGUCAAUAUGGAAAUGGGUUUAAGACGAGUACAAUGAGGCUAGGAGCAGAUGUUAUUGUGUUUUCACGCUGUCUAGGGAUUGAUGGACAAAGCCUCACACAAAGCAUUGGAAUGCUAUCCUACACAUUCCUGAGGGGUACUAAAAAGGAAGAUAUUGUGGUCCCAAUGAUUGAUUACGAGCAUACAGGACAGCGGUGGAACAAGAUGAUACGAUUUUCACUAAAUGACUGGAAUAGGAAUUUAGCAACCAUAGUGCAGUGGUCACCUUAUGAAAGUGAAGAAGAUCUUCUUAAGCAGUUCGAUUUCCUGAAACAUUGUGGUACGCGUAUAAUAAUAUACAAUCUUUGGGAAGAUGAUGGAGGAAGUCUGGAACUUGAUUUAGACACUGAUCAACAUGAUAUUCAACUUAAAGGAAAUAACCGAGAUGAAAAGAGCAUACAAAUGGCAAAAAGAUAUCCAAACUCUAGGCACUUCUUAACUUAUCGACAUUCACUAAGGAGUUACGCAUCAAUUCUUUAUCUCAGACUUCCUUCUAACUUCAGAAUUAUUCUGCGUGGGCAAGAUGUUCAACAUCAUAGCAUAGUGAGUGACAUGAUGUUAUCACAGAAGAUAACAUACAAACCUCAGUAUAAUCCAGAGAUAAUGCCAGGAGCUUCAAAUAUGGUUGCCGAUGUGACUAUUGGAUUUGUAAAAGAUGCAAAAUAUCAUAUUGAUGUUCAGGGGUUCAAUGUUUAUCACAAGAACAGAUUAAUCCAGCCAUUCUGGAGGGUUUGGAAUGCUGCCGGGAGUGAUGGUCGCGGAGUUAUUGGUGUAUUGGAAGCUAAUUUUGUUGAACCAGCUCAUGAUAAACAGGGCUUCGAGCGAACGCUUGUGCUUUCAAGACUCGAGCAACGAUUGGUGUUGAUGCAAAAGAAUUUCUGGUCUACAAAUUGCCAGGAAAUCGGUUAUGCUCCAAGACGACGUCCAGAUAAAGAAGCUUUGGAAUCUAAGAGAAGGAAGUCCACUUCAGGCGCAAAUAAAAGAUCCCGACCCCGAGAUCGUGCAAUUGAAGAUGGAGUUUUGCAUGAAGCACCACCACGUUCAGAUUCAAAGGUAGCUGCCAUAAGCGAAGUUCGACACGUAACCCUGACAGUAAUUCAAAGAUUGUACUUUGAAAUUUUAUCCUUUUUCUUUGCCAGAUUGAUGGAACUACAGGUGACUGAGUUGCAAUCCAAUUUACAGCAGGAAAGAAAGAAGUGUAAAGCACUUGAAAUUCAACUUCAAGAGAAACAACAACAAAUAGAGGAGCUGGAUAAAGAGCAAGUAGUUCUGGUUGAUAUGAUCUCUGAAGAAAGGGGCCGCCGAGAUGCACUGGAGGAGAAAUUGAGGAAAAGUUUGAAGGAUGCAUCCACGACUAUUGAUUUCCUGCUUGACAAGGUGAAUCGGCUGGAAGAAGGCAGGAAGGAUUAAAGCUGCAAUCAAAAUUAGGAAUACUGGAGGCUGGAGCAGAAUUAGCUUAUGUCUCUGACCAGCCUUGAUGAUCAAUACACUGUUGCCUCACAGAUAGAGUAGUGCGUUCAUAUGGUUUGUGAUAAGAAUAUAAAAGAGGUUGUGUUCCACCUUAAAUUUGAUGUAUAUAUAUGGAGCACAAACCCCUCGUACAUGCAUGUAUAAACUUUUUAGAUGCUAUUAGGAAGCUAUUUUUGUUGAUACAAACGAUAUUAUAUUUUGCAUGAAUUAUUA
Juglans microcarpa x Juglans regia is the source of this 1997-nucleotide messenger RNA. Its product is annotated as protein MICRORCHIDIA 7-like. Lineage: Eukaryota; Viridiplantae; Streptophyta; Magnoliopsida; Fagales; Juglandaceae. Gene Ontology annotation, cellular component: nucleus. Gene Ontology annotation, molecular function: ATP hydrolysis activity. The record is from RefSeq and is a predicted model, not a curated record. Bases 6 to 1724 code for a protein of 572 amino acids. The transcript is spliced from 17 exons.